Messenger RNA from Nezara viridula (southern green stink bug), 327 nucleotides. The record is from the annotation of a GenBank genome assembly. NCBI's taxonomy places the organism in Eukaryota, Metazoa, Arthropoda, Insecta, Hemiptera, Pentatomidae.
UCAUCCACUCAGAUUUUCAGCAACUAACGGACUCUCUUUAAAUGGUAAAAACUUAUACUGCGACUUUGCUGCUAUGACUAAGGAGCAACUAACGAACGUCAUAAAGGAACUCAAGGAUAUGCAACAAGUAUUUAACCAAGUGAAACAGUAUCCUAAGAUGAAGGCAGACGUUAUGUUAAAACAGAUAGAUGGGGAUCUGAAGCUAGCCGAGGAAAACUUAAAGAAGAAAUGAAGAAAGUAGAUAUUCAUGAAUGAAGAGAGUGCCGGGGACAUGGAAUAAUGAUAAGUAUCUUCGAAAAGGAGUAAUAAAGGAGUUGAAUUCUUCAU